This is a messenger RNA of Ordospora pajunii, 1389 nucleotides long. RefSeq lists its product as uncharacterized. Bases 1 to 1389 code for a protein of 462 amino acids. NCBI's taxonomy places the organism in Eukaryota, Fungi, Microsporidia, Ordosporidae. The record is from RefSeq and is a predicted model, not a curated record. The transcript has a single exon.
AUGCAGGUGAGUUAUAUAGAGAAGAAAAGUGUGGAUGACCUGGGCGUAAGUGCGCUUGUUGAAGACAGAGUAUUUUUCAUGAAGGGAGGAUGGCUGAUCAGCAAGUGUAUUUAUUCUUAUGACGAGCAGAAAAAGCAUCUAAAGAUUGAUGAGAAGGCUGAUAAUAUGUGUUAUGCAAGCGGAUGUUUGCUGAUAAUAUGUGGAAAUGCUCUGCAUAGAUACAGGGUGUUUGGAGAAGAAGUUGUGCAUAGCAGUAGUCAUCAGCUAGUGGAUGCGCCAGUGAAGAUAUUUGUGAAUGCAGGAGAAGGAAGGAAAGAGACUGUCUGUUUUUUGUACAGCAACAAAAGGAUUGAGGUGUAUAUGAAUGCAGAGGAGAGCGGAGAUGUUAGGAUGGUUGAGAAGGUUGUAGUGUGCAGCAAGGGAGAAGUGUCGAAAGAGGAUGAGGUGAUUGAUUUUGUGAUUGAUGAUGGGGUGUCAUGGUUUCUGGCACGGUCUGGAAGGAUAUAUCGAUCGUAUGACUUUGCAGUGACGCGGAUGGUUCUUUUGAGUAAGCCUGUAAGAAUGAUUCCUGAGCCUGUAUGCUUUGAGGGAAGGGCAAGAAGUAUUGCAGCGAGGGGGGGGAGGAUGUAUGUGUGCUAUGAGGAGGGAAUUGAGGUUUAUGAUGUUCGAAAGAACGUGUUGAUGUUGAACUACACGUACAAGGUGUUGAAUUAUGAGUUGAGUGUGUUUGAGAGUGUUUUUUGUAUGGGAGAUGAGCUGGUUGUUGCUGGAGAUGCGCCUGUUGUGGUUGCAAAUGUAAGAGUGCAGAAGAUGUAUGGAAGUGUUGGAGUGGCCAAUGAUAAGAUAUUGUUUGUUAGGCGCGAUGAUGCUGUUGAAAAAUGCCGAGUGAAGCUUUUGAAGGAGUCUGAUGCAUGUGCAAGAGUUGAGGAGAUGUUUAGGAUGACGAUUGGCAACAAGGUUGAAAUUCCUGAGGCUGGAGAGUGGAGUGGCAUGGCUGAAAGGGUGGCUCUAACAGCACAGAAAGUUGUUAAUGACUUUGGAAGCAAGAUGGUUGAUGCAUACCGAGGAAUAUAUUUUGAACUUACGAGCCUGAACGAGAGUUUUAGGGAGAAAGUCGAAUCGUUGAAUUUUGAGAAUGAGGUGAUACUACGAAAGGCCGAAGGGCUAGAUAUGAAGAAGAGCGAGCUUGUUAGCAGGCUGCAGAUGCUGAAUGAAAGGAUGAGGCAGGCUCUGUGCAUGAUACGAAUUGAUGCGAGUGGGCACAGAGAGAUGAUUCAGAAGAUAAACAAGACGAUUGACGGAGUAAAGUUUAAGAAGCAUGAGAAGUAUUCGAAGAUACUGAAGAUGCAGAGAGAGAUUUUGAAUAGAAGGGCAGAGGGAAGGAGAUGA